AUGUCAGGUGCCCCGCGCCCCACCCAGGGCGGGCAAUCUGUCUUUGAGCAAAUGUACUACCAGCAACAACAGCAACAACAGCUGCAGCAGCAGCAGCAGGUGAUGCAGCAGCCACUGUAUGAUCAGCAACCUGUCAAUGCGCAGCAACAACUACAGUACCCAACACCGCCUUCUCCGUAUCCACAGCAAUACGGUCAAAAUUCAGCACAGCAGCUGUACGCGGCCCCAUAUACGCCAAUGCCACCGCCCCCACCUCCACCGCCUUAUGCUGCACCUCAGCAGGACAACGAUUAUUACAAGGGUUUCUAUGAUGGUGUGAUAAAGCCCUCAGGUCCUGUUGUCGGGAGCGCUGUCAGCUGGCUUGCACCUCUCUUUGUCAAUCUCGCCCUCUUCGUUGGCCCCCUCUGGUAUAUGCGGCGGAAGUACUUGCAGGCUCUGGGACAGACAAAGGCCAAUGAUGCGGCAAAGAAGAACCCGAUGAUGGGGGGACUAAUGGAUAUGAUGAACCCCAUGAAGUCUAAGAAUUACCGCGUGGAAGUCAAGGGCAUCACCUUCUCCGAGGUUAUUGGGAUUCCCGAGGCAAAGGAGGACCUGAAGCAGUACGUUGACUUCCUUAAAGAGCCAAAGAAAUUCACUCGCCUUGGUGCUAGACUUCCAAAGGGCUGUCUUCUGACCGGACAACCGGGAACAGGUAAGACGUUAUUGGCCCGCGCUGUCGCUGGUGAGGCGAGCACACCUUUCUUGAGCUGCUCUGGUGCAGACUUUAUCGAGAUAUUUGGUGGCAGUGGGCCGAAGCGCGUCCGUGAGCUCUUUGCACAGGCCAAAGAAGCCGCACCGUGCGUCGUCUUCAUUGAUGAAAUCGAUGCCAUAGGGUCCCGCAACCAAGGUGGCCGAAGCAUGGGUGGCGGCGGAAGCAGUGAGGAGAACCGCACUGUAAACCAGUUAUUGGCUGAGCUCGAUGGUCUAAGCAGCAAAGAGGCGAUUGUGGUGAUCGCCGCUACCAAUUACCCUGAGGCUAUCGACAAGGCUCUACUUCGCGAGGGGCGCUUUGACCGCAAGGUCAAUAUUCCCAUGCCGGACAGGGAAGCGCGUCAAGAGCUUUUUGAGUUCUACCUAAACCGCAUUAUCACAGGUGAUCCCUCGUGCAAGCCAAAGGUGCAGGUCUUUCGCACGCGGAAGGAGGGUGAGGGUGGCGAGGCUGAUUCAACCUCGCCUAGAGACAAACAGACAGUGGAAAAUGCAUCUGCUGUAGAGAAAAAGCCUGUUAUUGAGGAGAAGCCGAUUGAGGUCAAGGUCGUCCCAGGUGUCAGCAACAAGGAGUACGCUGCGCAGUUGGCUGAUCGUACCCCGGGUGUCUCGCCCGCGCAAAUUUCGACAAUUGUAAACGAAGCCGCUUUAACAUCUGCUGUGGCGGAAGAAGAGGUUGUUCCGUUAAAGACGCUUCAGGACAGCAUAGAUGACGUUCUGAUUGGUAAGAAACAUCGACAGCGAAUGAGCGACGCCUCGCUCCAGCGAACGGCUUAUCACGAAGUCGGUCACGCCAUCAUGGCGUGGACGUCGCCUCUGCAGAAGGAUGUUGUGAAGAUCUCUAUCAUUCCGCGUGGGAGGGCUGGCGGCUACACACAGCAGGUGCAGGAUGAGGCCCUGGAGCCCCGCACUGAUGUAUUCCUCUUUUCGCAACUCUGCGUGCUGAUGGGGGGUCGUGUUGCGGAGCGUAUAUUCAUGAAGGAUAUUUCAACAGGUGCCAUGGAUGAUCUUCAGCGGGCCACUCGCAUCGCAUUGGAGAAACUUCUUUUGUACGGCAUGUCCAAGUCUAUAGGCCAACUAGCGUUCAAGCCGAACGAUCGUAAUGAGGGGCGUGCGUGGAUGAACUUUUCAGAAGACCUACACGCGAAGGUGGAGGAAGAGGCCCGUCAGCUUGUUGCGGCGGCGUACAAGCACACAGAGAAGACCCUGCUGGAGAAGAAGGAUCUCCACGAGAAGCUCACAAUGCUGCUACUCGAGAAAAAAGAGCUGAUGAAGGACGACAUUGAACGCAUACUUGGCCCCCGCCCUGUAGAAGCACCAUCAAAGUAA
Messenger RNA from Trypanosoma grayi, 2076 nucleotides. Its product is annotated as putative ATP-dependent zinc metallopeptidase, putative,metallo-peptidase, clan MA(E), family M41. Gene Ontology annotation, cellular component: m-AAA complex. Gene Ontology annotation, biological process: protein-containing complex assembly; mitochondrial protein processing. The coding region runs from base 1 to 2076 and encodes 691 amino acids. Lineage: Eukaryota; Euglenozoa; Kinetoplastea; Trypanosomatida; Trypanosomatidae. The record is from RefSeq and is a predicted model, not a curated record. Gene Ontology annotation, molecular function: ATP binding; ATP-dependent peptidase activity; metalloendopeptidase activity. The transcript has a single exon.